This is a messenger RNA of Phalaenopsis equestris, 1298 nucleotides long. RefSeq lists its product as uncharacterized. The coding region runs from base 72 to 1082 and encodes 336 amino acids. The transcript is spliced from 4 exons. The record is from RefSeq and is a predicted model, not a curated record. NCBI's taxonomy places the organism in Eukaryota, Viridiplantae, Streptophyta, Magnoliopsida, Asparagales, Orchidaceae.
UGUCUCUCUCUCUCUCUCUCAUCUCUCCUCUGCGCGAGAGCGAGCAGGGUUGGGGAAACCCUAAAACCGAUAUGGGGAAAUUGAUCUGUGAUUCGACUGCAGUCACCGAAUCCUUAAGACCGCCUCCUCUACUCCUACCUUGGCCGGAUUCGUGCAUGCCGGCGGCGGGAGUGGGUCCCGAAUCGGUCUCGAAUGGGGGGUGGGACGCGGUUAGAGGGCUUGAGGAACAACAGCGGCGAAAACUGGAGAGCAUUUGCGCGAGAGGGGUUUACUGGAAGAAUACGCAGGAAGGUACGGUGGCUACGGGGAUGGCGUUCAGACUUUCUCACGGUGGCGACGUGGAGAGUGAUGGGAACUGCCUCUUUACGGCGGCUAGACGGGCAAUGGGAGCCAAGCUUGGGGUCAGAGAUCUCCGACUGAGGACGGUGAGGCGGUUCAUGGAGGACCACGGAUCGAGCAAUGGCCCGGGUAGAGAAGCUGCCGAUGCCGCCGUCCGCCACCUCUACUCACCCGAUCUACAGGUAGGAUGGGGAGUCCAUGUUGUUCAGGAGGUGAAGCUGCUCGCUAGGAAGGCGGAUCGCGAAGCGCUUGACUCUGCCAUACAGGAACUUGUAGAUCUAGGCCUGCAGAGGGAAGUUGCAGCGCAAUCUAUUUACCAGGAAAGAUGUAUUGCAGUAAAUGAUGUGCAUAGUUGGGCUAAAUUUAUGUCCAUUUCUGGCUCCAUGGAGGAUGAGUAUGACAUUAUCACCCUACAAUAUACAGAGGAGGGAUUAUUAACCAUAGAUGAGAACCGAGAUGGUCGUGCUGCGGCUUUUGGAGAUGACAUAGCAAUUGAGAACUUGGCAACGGAAUUCAAGCGUGAAAUCUUUGUGAUUCAAUCCCAUGGGUCUGAUGCGAUGGUUGAUGAAGAACACUGCGUCUUCUUUUUCCCUCACCGUCCGAGGGGAGAAAUAUGCGAAAGUCCACUUUUCCUUUUCAUGAAAGGGACAGGUUGGUCUGGUGCUGGGGCUGAUCAUUACGAGCCUUUGUUGGCCAGUCCUAUGCCGCUUAUCUCCCAGGAAAAUGCUGCUUUUGUUCUUUGAGGAUUUUUUCAAUCUGAGCAAUUUUGUGAUUCAAAUUCUUUUGUAGUUCCUUUUUUCCUGAAAAUUGUUAAUUUUUGAGGAUGGAAGAACAAUUCCGGCUGCUUGACAUCUACUGAUGCUAACAAGAACAUUGAUUUGAGAGGAUUAUGUUAACCAUGGGAGUGAUUAAACCUUUAAUUUCCUGUACUUUGAUUUUCUAUUUGAGUGAUUGAAUAA